This is a messenger RNA of Cicer arietinum (chickpea), 2042 nucleotides long. RefSeq names its product WEB family protein At2g38370-like. The record is from RefSeq and is a predicted model, not a curated record. Gene Ontology annotation, cellular component: cytosol. Lineage: Eukaryota; Viridiplantae; Streptophyta; Magnoliopsida; Fabales; Fabaceae. Gene Ontology annotation, biological process: chloroplast avoidance movement; chloroplast accumulation movement.
CCUAAUUUGAAAUGUUCAGUUGAACCUCUCCUAUCUCAUUUUUGCUCUUUUUUCCCUCUCACUCGAACACGACACGACACCACACCGUUUUAUGUACUACUUACACACCACCAACUAUUCAUUCAUUCUUCUCCUUUUCCUUCUCUCUCUCUCUCUCUAUUUCUGUGUAGUACUAGAAGUAAUGAACAUGGAACCCGAUUUGAUUAAAACCACGACGAACCGAGCUGAACCGGGUUCGUCCAAGAAGAACAAUGAUCAUUUCAGAACAGAGGUUGACACGUCAGCUCCCUUUGAAUCGGUGAAGGAAGCUGUUAACCGGUUCGGCGGUGUUGGUUACUGGAAACCCCUUUACAACAAUCUUCCAUCUCCCACUUCUCAUUCUAAGCAGCACCACAUAGAAGAGCUUGAUGGGGAGAAACUGGAGGAGCAAGCAAGGGUGUUGGAGAAAGAACUGAUCCUGAAAGAAAGGGAGACUCUUGAUGUAUUGAAAGAAUUGGAAAAGACCAAAAGGCUUGUUGAAGAUUUGAAAUCAAAGCUGCAGAAGGAAGAAUCUGAAGCGAAUUUGAACAAUCAAAGAUUGAUUGUAGAGGAGAAAGAAGUAAAGGAAAACCAAUCAACCAAGUAUGAGGUAUAUCAACCGAUGAAGGAAUGUUCUAUACCUUCGCAUUUAUCUUCUCCAGACUUGAUACUAAUGGAAUUGAAGCAGGCCAAGUUGAACCUAACCAAAACAACUCAUGAUAUUGCCGAUGUACGAGCUACUGUUGAUUCCCUUAAUAAGAAACUAGAAAAAGAAAGGAUCUCACUUGAGAAAACCCGGGAGAGGUUAACUCAAAAUUGUUCAAAAAUGUCUUCUCUUGAAGAAGAGCUAAACAAAACCAGAUUAAGACUGCAAGUGGCAAAAGGUGUUGCUUCUGGUGAUCCUUCAGAUGUUACAGUAGAGCUUGAGCGAUUGAGUUCUGAAGCCGAGCAUUUCAGAAAAAGGAGAGAAUCAGCAAAAUUGGAAGUUUUGAAAAAAAUGUCUGAGAUUGAGCUGACAACAGCAAUGAUAAGAACUGCAGAACUCAGGUUGGUUGCGGCGAGGAGAACGAAGGAAGCUGCUAGAACUGCAGAAGCUGCUACCAUUGCUGAAAUUGAUGCAUUGUCUAAAUCUAUCAACGAAGGUUCACAACAAGAGUGCAUGCAGAAGCGAAUAACUCUUUCAUUGGAAGAAUAUACUACUCUGACCCAAAAAGCUCGAGAUGCAGAGGAACAAUCUAAAAAGAGAGUGGCAGACGCAAUGCUUGAAGUUGAUGAAGCAAAUUCAUUACAAACGAAUAUUUUGAAAAGGGUAGACGAAGCGACAGAAGAAGCUAAAACCUGCAAGAAGGCCCUAGAAGAAGCUCUAGAAAGGGUAGAGGCUGCAGAUAGAGGGAAACUAGAAGUCGAAGAGGCUUUAAGGAAGUGGCGAUCCGAUAGUCACAAAAGGCGUUCUUUGACGAAUAACUCUACAAAGUUUAAAAACUCCGGUCCGUCUGAACAUAGGAGAGAUUUUAGAUUACUUGAUGUAAAUGGAUUGAACUUAGUAAACGAUGAAGCCAAACCUGUUUUGAUGCCGACUCUAUCAAUCGGGCAAAUAUUGAGCAGGAAGCUUCUUAUGCCGGAAGUGUUUGAAGGAGGGAUGAUGCAUGGAGAAAGAAUCUCGGUGAAACGGAAAGUGUCAUUAGGACAGAUGCUUGGCAAACACAAUGAUGUUCAAUUGGUUGAUGAUCAAAUUGAGAAAGAAAAUGGUCAGAAGCAGUUUUCUGCUAAGAGAAAGAAAUUUGGGUUUGCAAGGUUCUCACUUCUUUUGUCAAAACAGCAUAAGAAGAAGAGUAAACAAAUGCUGAAUUUGAGGUGAAUAGCACUGACAAGGGAACGUUUUUUAUUUCACUCUAUUUAGCAGAACCAAGAUGCAUCACUCUUUUAUUUUAAUGUGGUAAUAGAGAAUAUAAUUUAUAUGUUCAGUUAUGUUAUUCCCCGCAUUUUACAAUUAUUUUCUGUGGUAUUUAGGUUACUUUGAAAAA